Messenger RNA from Uncinocarpus reesii 1704, 1860 nucleotides. RefSeq names its product V-type ATPase, A subunit. Gene Ontology annotation, molecular function: ATP hydrolysis activity; ATP binding; proton-transporting ATPase activity, rotational mechanism. Lineage: Eukaryota; Fungi; Ascomycota; Eurotiomycetes; Onygenales; Onygenaceae. Bases 1 to 1860 code for a protein of 619 amino acids. The record is from RefSeq and is a predicted model, not a curated record. Gene Ontology annotation, biological process: ATP metabolic process; proton transmembrane transport. The transcript has 3 exons. Gene Ontology annotation, cellular component: fungal-type vacuole membrane; proton-transporting V-type ATPase, V1 domain.
AUGCCUUCGAAAGACUCAGGGAAAGCCGAAACGGGGCUUGACGAAGCACAGCAUGGUUCCGUCUUUUCGGUCUCUGGACCCGUCAUCGUGGCCGAGAAUAUGAUCGGCUGUGCUAUGUACGAGCUGGUAGUAAAGGUUGGAGACCCUGUUCUUCGGACUGGAAAGCCCUUAACCGUCGAGCUUGGGCCCGGCCUGAUGGAGACAAUUUACGAUGGUAUCCAAAGACCUCUCAGGUCCAUCUCUACCGUUUCGGACAGCAUCUACAUCCCUCGAGGUAUCUCUCUACCCGCCCUUGACCGAAAGAAGAAAUGGGAUUUCAAACCCGGCAGCUUCAAGGUCGGAGACCAUAUCACCGGAGGAGAUAUUUGGGGAACGGUGUUCGAGAACAGCUUGCUCCACGACCAUAAAAUCCUUCUGCCACCCCGUGCCCGAGGUACGAUUACACGUAUCUCCGACGCGGGUAGCUAUACUGUAGAAGAGAAACUCCUCGAAGUCGAAUUUCAAGGGAAGAAGACGGAAUACGGCAUGAUGCAUGUUUGGCCCGUCCGAGUCCCUCGUCCUGUUAACGAGAAGCUUGCGUCGGAGUCGCCUUUUAUCGUCGGUCAGCGUGUUUUGGAUUCUUUGUUUCCAAGUGUUCAAGGCGGGACGGUUUGUAUUCCUGGCGCCUUCGGAUGCGGCAAGACCGUCAUCAGCCAGAGUGUUUCCAAAUUUUCUAACAGCGAUAUUAUCGUUUACGUCGGCUGCGGUGAGCGAGGGAAUGAGAUGGCCGAAGUCUUGAUGGAUUUCCCAGAACUCACAAUCAACGUUGAGGGUCGAGAGGAGCCCAUCAUGAAACGUACCUGUCUAAUUGCGAACACAUCCAACAUGCCUGUGGCAGCUCGAGAAGCGUCUAUUUACACAGGCAUUACUGUUGCUGAGUACUUCCGUGACCAAGGAAAACAUGUGGCUAUGAUGGCAGACUCUAGCUCCCGAUGGGCUGAAGCAUUACGUGAACUGUCAGGCCGUUUAGGUGAAAUGCCUGCGGAUCAAGGUUUCCCGGCAUAUCUCGGUGCGAAGCUCGCGUCCUUUUAUGAACGCGCCGGGCAAAGUAUAGCCCUUGGCAGCCCAGAGCGGAAGGGCAGUGUCAGCAUCGUGGGCGCUGUCAGUCCGCCCGGUGGUGAUUUUGCGGAUCCCGUCACAUCCAGCACUCUUGGUAUUGUUCAGGUGUUUUGGGGUCUUGACAAGAAACUCGCCCAGCGGAAACACUUCCCAUCAAUCAACACGUCGAUUUCAUAUAGCAAAUACAUCCCCAUCCUCGACAAGUACUAUGCCAAGGAGCAUCCCGAGUUCCCUCGACUACGGGACAAAAUAAAGGAAUUAUUGACUAACUCUGAAGACUUGGAUCAAGUCGUUCAACUGGUCGGGAAAUCCGCGCUGGGUGAUCCCGAUAAGAUCACCCUGGACGUCGCUGUAUUGCUGAAGGAUGAUUUCCUACAGCAAAAUGGUUACAGUGAUUAUGAUCAAUUCUGCCCGCUGUGGAAGACUGAAUACAUGAUGAAGGCGUUCAUGCAGUUCUACGACGAGAGCCAAAAAGCCAUUGCGCAGGGCCAGAGCUGGGCCAAAGUGAGAGAAGCGACAAGCGACAUCCAAACUGCUCUUCGGAAUAUGAAGUUUGAGAUCCCCGAUGAUGAGGAGGCGGUUUCGAAGAAGGUAAAAACUCGCUACCUUAUGAUUUAUUCUCAUGGGCUCACGCUGACACUGUCCACCAGUACGAGAAAAUCCUCCAAGAUAUGUCCGAGAAGUUUGCAUCUGUUUCCGACGAGUAAACCUUUUAUGUUCUUUGGCUCAGAGCGGCCCUUUUUUUGGUUCUGGCUUCUGUAG